AUGGCUACCGAGCGCAGAAUCAAGUCGCUCAAGUUGAGACUCCGCAGCAUUGAGACAUCCUUCAGCCUCAUAAGGGUGUUUGCCAAUAACUUCCGAGAAGAUACCCAGUCUGUUGAAGUGCCGGUGCGGCUGGAGAAUCUCGGAGUCCUAUGGGCGGACUUCUGCAAAACUCAGGCUGAGUUGGAGGCUGCUGAAGUUGACGAUCCGGAAGUCAUCGAUUUUCAACUCAAGCAGCGUGCUCAAUUUGAAACGGAAUAUUACCGUGUAAAGGGAUUUUUGCUUUCCGUGAAUAAAACCAUCCCGACAUCGUGCAUCCAAUCUUCUCAGUCCAGCGCGCACUUCCCUGCUUCUUCUCAAAUUCGCCUACCAGAUGUCAAACUUCCUGUAUUCAACGGAACACUCGAGAAUUGGCUGAAUUUCCACGACCUGUUUAUUUCUUUAGUGCAUUCUUCCAGCGAAUUGUCGAACAUACAAAAGUUUUACUAUCUACGGUCAUCUCUGGCUGGAGAUGCACUAAAACUAAUUCAAACAAUUGGGCUCAGCGCCAACAACUAUCCCGUUGCCUGGAUUCUGCUUGUAGAGCACUUCCAGAAUCCGUCGCGUCUCAAGCAAGCCUACAUCGAUUCUCUUUUUGAGUUUGUCCCAUUGAAGCGAGAAUCAGCAGCCGAUCUCCAUUCCCUAGUAGAAAAAUUCGAAGCCAACGUCCGGAUCUUAAAGCAGUUGGGUGAAAGAACCGAAUAUUGGGAUGUUCUGCUGAUCCGCAUGCUGAGUAUUCGCCUUGAUACCAAAACACGAAGGGAUUGGGAAGAGUUUUCGUCAGUACAUGAGGCCGUCACGUUUCCGGAUUUGGUCCUGUUCCUCCAAAGACGGGUUACGGUACUGCAGAGUGUCAGCAACGUUAAUCUGGAUAAUUCGUCUAUUUCUGCUUCAAAAAAACCCGUUUAUCGAUCGUCAGUUGUCAGCAAUGGUGCCACUCAAGUUUCUUUCCGUCAAUGCCAUGCCUGUUCUGAACAUCAUCCGCUCUACCAAUGCUCUGUGUUCACGAAAAUGACCACCGAGGACAAGGAAAAGCUCGUGCGUCGCCAGCAACUGUGUCGGAACUGCCUUCGAAAGGGGCACCAAGCCAGAACAUGUCAGUCCAAGAACACCUGUCGAAAAUGUCGAGGGAAGCACCAUAGCCAACUGUGCAACCAGGACUCCGGUCAUCUUGAAUCUAACCGACCGAAAACUGAUACCAAGGAUCCCGUUCCAGCCAGUGAAGAAUGUUCUUCGUCACUGUCCGCGGCAGUUCAAAAGCCUCCUACUGGAUUUCGCUCUCACAAGGUACUCCUUGCAACGGCCGUCAUUAAUCUCGUUGAUGAUUUCGGCAAUACCCAUCCAGCUAGAGCACUUCUCGAUUCUGGGAGCGAAUGUAGCUUUAUCACCGAAGCAGUUUCACAAAAACUCAAGGCUCAACGCAACAAGGUUCAUCUAACGAUCUCCGGCAUCGGUCAGUCAUCCGUACAAGCUCGCUGUAAACUUCGGGCUACCCUACAUUCCCGAGUUACCGAAUUCUCUACUGUCGUUGAACUGUUUGUGUUACCAAAACUAACCUUAAACUUACCAUCCGCCACAUUGAGUAUCUCAAAAUGGGACGUGCCAAAGGGAAUACAGUUAGCAGGCCCUGGUUUCUACGAAAGCAAUCCUAUCGACGUAGUUCUGGGGGCCGACAUCUUUUUCGAACUCUUCAAGCCAUCCGGUAGAAUUCCUCUUGGAGAAUCUCUUCCUAUACUGGUGAACUCCGUUCUUGGUUGGGUGGUAUCUGGGAAGGUGUCGAAUUUCAAUCCUGUCGGUAUCGUAGCUUCCAAUGUUGCAACUAUCGCAGAUUUCGUUCCGUUUGUCUGA
This is a messenger RNA of Uranotaenia lowii, 1884 nucleotides long. RefSeq lists its product as uncharacterized. Bases 1 to 1884 code for a protein of 627 amino acids. The record is from RefSeq and is a predicted model, not a curated record. Lineage: Eukaryota; Metazoa; Arthropoda; Insecta; Diptera; Culicidae. The transcript has a single exon.